AUGCACAAGUGGUACCUACAGUUCAGCCAGGAUGGAAUGGUAAACGGGAGAGUUGUUUUGGUUCAGCUCGUUCUUGUGGAUGGAACUGUGAGGUUGUUCCAAGUCCCAGCGUUCGUGCUUGGCAUCCAUGGUCUCUUGAAGAAAUCGCCCAAAAUCUAUCCUCUGCUCUGUCUGUACGGUGCCUCUACAGCGACCACGACUCUUCCGUGCCUACUCCAUGUCACCAAGGCAUUUUAUGGCGACGCACUCACAACGUUUCAAUAUGGCAUCUUGGUCUCGGGCUAUACCCGUUCCUUUUCAUACUUCUUGGUAUGGCUGUGGACAAGGCGUUUAGACUGCACAAAAUUGUCUCCGACGACUUCGGCACAGGGUAAUGGGAUGAAGAAGGCGAAGAAGGCGUAA
Messenger RNA from Marasmius oreades (fairy-ring Marasmius), 402 nucleotides. RefSeq lists its product as uncharacterized. The coding region runs from base 1 to 402 and encodes 133 amino acids. The record is from RefSeq and is a predicted model, not a curated record. NCBI's taxonomy places the organism in Eukaryota, Fungi, Basidiomycota, Agaricomycetes, Agaricales, Marasmiaceae. The transcript is spliced from 2 exons.